AUGGAGGUUUAAUUCAUUUGGUAGAAGGGAAAAUGUAUCAAAGACUUCAACUAUUAUCUUGUUAGGGUACUCAAUCAACUAAUUAUAUUGGAAUUUAAUUGGGGAAUCCAAAUGAAUAAUUAAUAAUAAAAUACUAACAUUCAAUAUAGAAUGAUGAAUUAGAAGUGCUUCAAUAAAUUAAAAAAUAAUAAAAUUAAACACAACCUAGAUGAACAUAUAAUUAAAAUACUUGGAAUACAGGUUUAGGCAGAAUCAAUAGUAUUAGUUGUUAUGGAAAAAGGUAAAGGUAAUAUUUUAGAGUUAAUCAAUUCUAAUUAAUCUCUUAGUUUAGUUUAGAAAAUAAAGUUAUUUGAAUAAGUAAAAUAUAUCAUAAUUUAAAGAUGGUAGAAGGAGUAAUAGAAUUACAUAAUUUAGGCUAUCUUCAUAGAGAUCUGAAACCAGAAAAUUUUGUCUAUUUUGAAAAUGAAAAUAAAGAUUAUAAAGUCAAAUUAAUAGAUUUUGGAUUAGCAAUAAAUGAAUUCACAACUAAUAGUAAAUGGCUGGGGACUUUAAAUUACAUGGCACCUGAAUUAAUGCUAACAGGGGAGACAUAUGAUAAGACUACUGAUAUUUGGAGUCUUGGAAUCAUACUAUAUGAACUACUUGUAUAAAAAAAAUUUUUAUAAUGUUUUUAAUUUAUUUAUAUUUAGCUAAAUCAGAUAAAGAAUUCAAAUAAUAAAUGCUUAAUUUAUCUUAGGAGUGGAUAGAUAAUAAAAUAAACAAAGUUGAUGAUUUAGAAUAACCAGAGAAGAAGUUAAUCAACUUAAUGUUAUAAAAAGAUAGUAAAAAGAGAAUUAAUUUGGAAAUUUUAUUAUAAAUAAUAAAGGAGUAUUUUCAUACAAUUAAGUAAUUAGAAGAAUAAAACUUAUUAGAAUUACAAGAAAUAAGAUAAUCGUCAAUUAAUAAACUGGAAUUCUUUAAAAGUACAAUAUAUAUAUAUAGAUUUAAAAUCUAAAUUAAAAGUUAGAAAUAGUUAAUAAUAUAAAUACAGAAUAUUAAGAAAAGUAAUAAUUGUCAUCUGAUAUUAAAGAUGAAUUGAUAAAAUGUGAAGAAAAAAUCAUGAAAAUUGAAGAAAGAUUAUAAUAUAAACAAAAUUCGUAGACAAAAGAGAUGCUUAAAAGACAUUAUAGUGAGAUAAUUCAAGAAAGUGAAUAAUAAAUAUAAGCUAAUAAUCUCAUUAUGGAAAAAAUUUUAAAAUAAAUAAUUUUACUAGAAUUGUCAAUAGAAGAGUAGGAAUUGAAAAAGAAAUAAGAAGAGGAAUUAAAAAAAGAAUAAGAAUAAUAUCAAUUUUUACUUUUAAUUGUUAGAUAAUUGUUUAGUUCAUAAAUUACAUAGAUUAAUAAAAUUUCAUAAGAAAUUUGCUUUUAUCAAAGAAUUUAAUUAUAAAUUUUUGGAGAAGAGUAGAUUUUAUAUUUGAUAAAGUAGCACAAAAAAAUAACAUAAGAUAUCCAAGAGUUAGAAUAAUAGGACAAGAUAAUUUUGUAAUUAGAUUCGUUAUAACAAAAAAUGAAUAUUUAUUCAUAAUUUAAUAACACACUAGAAGGAAUUUAAUAAGCUUAAAAUAGUCUCAAAAUUUCAAUUGAAGAAGCCAAUAAAUCUAUUGAAAAAACUGAUAGAUAAUAUUUGAAUUAUCACCAUAAAUAAAUAAAUGAAUUAAAUGAUUAAUUAAAAGAUUUAUUCGAAACAUUUUAAUAUCAACUUCAGCAUUAAAAAUAUACGGAUAAAAUAAAUGAAAUAAUUUCUGAUAUAGCACAGGUUUGUAGUAUGUUAAAAAUUCUUGAAUAAUUAAUAUCUUCAAGAACGUUGGAAGCAUAUUAAGAAUACAAAACAAAAUAUAUUUAGAUUUAAUAAUUUUUAAGUGAUAAAUAACAAUAACAUAAAUAAUUGCAUCAAUAAAUUUAUAAUGAUUAAUGUUUUGAAUANAUUUUUAUAAUGUUUUUAAUUUAUUUAUAUUUAGCUAUAUUACAUCAAAAAUUAAAAUAGAAUUAGCUAAAUUAGGCUAUAAAUCAGAUAAAGAAUUCAAAUAAUAAAUGCUUAAUUUAUCUUAGGAGUGGAUAGAUAAUAAAAUAAACAAAGUUGAUGAUUUAGAAUAACCAGAGAAGAAGUUAAUCAACUUAAUGUUAUAAAAAGAUAGUAAAAAGAGAAUUAAUUUGGAAAUUUUAUUAUAAAUAAUAAAGGAGUAUUUUCAUACAAUUAAGUAAUUAGAAGAAUAAAACUUAUUAGAAUUACAAGAAAUAAGAUAAUCGUCAAUUAAUAAACUGGAAUUCUUUAAAAGUACAAUAUAUAUAUAUAGAUUUAAAAUCUAAAUUAAAAGUUAGAAAUAGUUAAUAAUAUAAAUACAGAAUAUUAAGAAAAGUAAUAAUUGUCAUCUGAUAUUAAAGAUGAAUUGAUAAAAUGUGAAGAAAAAAUCAUGAAAAUUGAAGAAAGAUUAUAAUAUAAACAAAAUUCGUAGACAAAAGAGAUGCUUAAAAGACAUUAUAGUGAGAUAAUUCAAGAAAGUGAAUAAUAAAUAUAAGCUAAUAAUCUCAUUAUGGAAAAAAUUUUAAAAUAAAUAAUUUUACUAGAAUUGUCAAUAGAAGAGUAGGAAUUGAAAAAGAAAUAAGAAGAGGAAUUAAAAAAAGAAUAAGAAUAAUAUCAAUUUUUACUUUUAAUUGUUAGAUAAUUGUUUAGUUCAUAAAUUACAUAGAUUAAUAAAAUUUCAUAAGAAAUUUGCUUUUAUCAAAGAAUUUAAUUAUAAAUUUUUGGAGAAGAGUAGAUUUUAUAUUUGAUAAAGUAGCACAAAAAAAUAACAUAAGAUAUCCAAGAGUUAGAAUAAUAGGACAAGAUAAUUUUGUAAUUAGAUUCGUUAUAACAAAAAAUGAAUAUUUAUUCAUAAUUUAAUAACACACUAGAAGGAAUUUAAUAAGCUUAAAAUAGUCUCAAAAUUUCAAUUGAAGAAGCCAAUAAAUCUAUUGAAAAAACUGAUAGAUAAUAUUUGAAUUAUCACCAUAAAUAAAUAAAUGAAUUAAAUGAUUAAUUAAAAGAUUUAUUCGAAACAUUUUAAUAUCAACUUCAGCAUUAAAAAUAUACGGAUAAAAUAAAUGAAAUAAUUUCUGAUAUAGCACAGGUUUGUAGUAUGUUAAAAAUUCUUGAAUAAUUAAUAUCUUCAAGAACGUUGGAAGCAUAUUAAGAAUACAAAACAAAAUAUAUUUAGAUUUAAUAAUUUUUAAGUGAUAAAUAACAAUAACAUAAAUAAUUGCAUCAAUAAAUUUAUAAUGAUUAAUGUUUUGAAUAAAUAAAUGGAGUAAGAAUAAAUAAAUUAUAAAAAACAAAAGAACAAUUAGAAUAAUUUAAAUAUAAAAUGAAUCAAUUAAAAAAUUAGAUAAAAAAUUUGAUCAAUAAUCAAUAUUGCAAUAAUGAAUAAACAAGCUUUUUAAUUAAUAAUGAAUUAAUAAAGUUUGAUAAAAAGAUAGAUGAGUUGGAAAAGUAAUUUGAUAAUUUCAAUAAAUUUAAUACAUAAAAUUAUAAUUCUUGUGAAAUUAUUAGUAAUUAAAUAGAUUUAUUGGAAGAGUUUUAGAGAAAAUUAAAUGAAGAAAACAAAAAUUAAAUAGAAUAAGUAGAUUAAUUUAAGUUGAUUAUUGAAAAUAAAGCAGCUGAACACAAAAGUAAAUAAGAAAAGAAAAUUCUAAAUUUAAAGAAUCAAUUAUAGAUUAAAUAUAGAAUAUUCUAAAAUGUUCUAUUUUAAAUUAAUCAAUUUGAAAAUUUAGAAUAUUAGGAAAACAUGAGGGCAAAGUAUAGAGAACUUGAGAAAUAAUUGGAAUAAGAAAUAGAGAUCUUGAAAGAAUAUUUAAGGGUUUAGUAUGUAAAUUAGAAGUUAUUUGAAGAAAAAUUAAAAGAUAUUAAAUAAAAAGGAGGAUAAUAUCAAUAAUAAUUUGAACAUUUGCUCAAGAGAUUACAAUAAAUUAAUCUAUAAAAAGGUAAAAGGCUAGAGAAUAUAAUAGAUAGAGUUUCUAAGAUGAAUAAUGAAUUACUUUUUAAUUAGCUGAGUAAAAAUGUAAUUAAGAAUUAUGAAUAUUUAAAACUGCGAGAAGAAUAAUUAUCAAUAAUAUUCUAUUCAAUAGACUAAAAUAUAUCUAAUAAAUAAUUAAACCCUGAAUAAUUAAAAGAAUUAAAAAAAAGAAUUCUUCAGUUAUGUAAUGAAUUAGAUGAAUUAUCGAUAUAAUUUCCUUAGAAUGAUGAAAUAUAAAAGUUCAAAGAAGCUAAUCAAUAAAAUUUGAAAUCAUAUAAAAUAUUGCAUGCUUUAUUAAAUUAUAUAAAAUAGUAUCACCUAACAAGAUAUUAUGAACGAAUUAAAGAAGAGGCAAAUAAACUAAAAAAUAUUUAAUAGAAUAACAAUUUAAAUUAUUACUAAAAGCUAGACUAAUUUAAAUUAAACGAAAAUUAGGAAGAAAACACAAAAAAGGAGAAAGAAUCUUAAGAUAUAUUACAAAAAUAUAACACUAUUUUAUGUAAUAGUUACAAUCAGAUGACUAUAGAAGCAAUGGAAAUAGAUAAAAAUAAAUGGAAAAACAGAUUGAUAUUAUAGAAAAUUAAAUAAAAUAAAAAUGCUUAGUAAAAUUAAGAGCUAAUUAUAAAGAUUAAUCAGAUAUAAAAGAGAUUAUUAAUAAUAGAUAAUAUUAUAAAAUAACUGAAUUCUCAUAAAUGCUUAUCAUGA
Molecule: messenger RNA, 4732 nt
Organism: Paramecium pentaurelia
Lineage: Eukaryota; Ciliophora; Oligohymenophorea; Peniculida; Parameciidae
Source: the annotation of a GenBank genome assembly